ACUUCGCCCUUUCGCAAAAAUGAACUUCAAAACCCUCUCUCUGUUUGCCUUCUCUUUUAUUGCUCUCUACUUCACGGUGGCAAAUGCUGCUACUAUUAACAUCCGAAACAACUGCCUCACGGUCUGGGCAGCAGCCGUGCCCGGUGGUGGCAGGCAGCUGGACAGCGGUGGAGUCUGGGACAUAAACGUGAACUCCGGCACCACAGGAGCUCGUGUCUGGGCUCGAACCAAUUGCCAAUUUGAUGGAGCCGGGCGUGGCAGCUGCCAAACAGGAGACUGUGGGGGGCUCCUCGAGUGCCAAGCCUAUGGUGCGCCCCCCAACGCCCUGGCUGAAUACGCACUAAACCAGUUCAAUAACUUGGAUUUCUUCGAUAUCUCUUUAGUUGAUGGAUUUAAUGUUCCUAUGGACUUUAGUCCAACUUCUGGGGGGUGCACCAGGGGUAUUACAUGCAAGGCAGAUAUCAUAGGGCAGUGCCCUAAUCCACUGAAAGCCCCGGGUGGGUGCAAUAAUCCUUGUACCGUUUUCAAGACUGAUCAAUAUUGUUGCAAUUCUGGGAACUGUGAUCCAACAGAUUACUCCAAGUUCUUCAAGGAUAGGUGCCCUGAUGCUUACAGUUACCCCAAGGAUGAUCAAACAAGCACAUUUACUUGCCCUGGUGGGACUAAUUACAGGGUUGUGUUCUGCCCUUGA
Molecule: messenger RNA, 691 nt
Organism: Theobroma umbraticum
Lineage: Eukaryota; Viridiplantae; Streptophyta; Magnoliopsida; Malvales; Malvaceae
Product: thaumatin-like protein
Source: RefSeq, a predicted model, not a curated record